Messenger RNA from Mustela erminea (ermine), 2259 nucleotides. RefSeq names its product clarin 3 (gene CLRN3). Bases 216 to 905 code for a protein of 229 amino acids. NCBI's taxonomy places the organism in Eukaryota, Metazoa, Chordata, Mammalia, Carnivora, Mustelidae. The record is from RefSeq and is a predicted model, not a curated record. The transcript is spliced from 3 exons.
GUUCAGCCACUGUAAAUCUUUAUGACCGUAUUCAUAGUCCAACGUUCCUUGGGGCAUUUUGUCCCCUGAAGAGCAAGUUUUUAUAUUUUAUAAGAAGCGUUCACUCCGUUCGACUCCCUUUCUAAAUACUGGACUCCAAAUGAUAAGGUCCAAACAUAAUACAAAAAGAUUGUUGCUUUCUUUGUUUACCAGAGGACCACUCCUUUCCUGAGAAGAUGCCUACAGCGAAGAAGACCCUGACGUUCUUAUCGAGCUUUCUCACAUGCUUUGGGGCGUUCAUCGUAGUCUGCGCCAUGCUUGGGACCCAAGAAUGGGUCAGCAGCAGAAUCGCCGUCAGCGACUCGUCUUCGAACGGUAGUCUCGUUAUUGCCUAUGGACUCUUCCGUGGGAACAGUCGUCAGGAAUUCAGUCAUGGACUUGAGGAGUCAAAGAAGGACUUUGGAGUUCUAGAGAAACUGAACAGUUCUUCCCAAAGAACGCUGCAUUUGGUGGUUAUCCUGGUCCUGGUCCUCAGCCUGUGCACGCUGCUGCUCAGCUCCGGGCUCACCUUCUACAACAGCAUCAGCAACCCCUAUCAGACGUUCUUGGGGCCUGUGGGCGUGUACACCGGGAGUGGACUUGGUGCUUUCUUCGUUUUCGUGGCCAUGAUACUGUUCGUGGGGAACACACAAUCCAACCAUCUCUCGGAAGACCUGGCCCGGGCGCUGUACCCAUUGUAUCCGGCGGCCGCCUACGGAGGAACGACCCACAGCUACGGGUACUCGUUCUGGCUCACGCUGCCUGUCAUUCUUCUAAGUAUUGACUCCGUGGUCAUCGUUGUUUUCUACCAGAAAGCCAGAUACCAGCGAAAGCAGGAGCAGAGAAAGCCCAUGGAAUGUGCUCCGAGAGAUGGAAUUUUAUUCUGAAUUUGACGUUUUGUUGUUUAGUUGUUAGGUCUAUUCUAUUGUACGUCAGCUCUGGGGCGGUGACUGGCUCGCUUGUCUGGACAAUCAGCAAGGUUAAGUGCGGCCCUGGUUGACUGCCACUUUGUGAUCGUUUUGUAUCUCAUGACGUCCCAUAAAUGAUGUCACCCUGCAAAGGGGUCUUCCCACUGGGGCGGGGAAGAUGAAGGGGGAAUCUCUCCAGUCCACGCAGCAUUCAGCGCGGUAGAAUGACCCCAAGGCUAUGGAACCCCCCGACCUGGUCCCACUCUCUAAGACAAUAAAGGUUUGUGGCUUAUACCUUGCCUUUAAGUAGCUCAGAGCACGUGAGCCCCUAGCACCUCUUUCUCCUCAGGAGGGACCAGGUACUUUUAUUCCGCUGUAUGAAUGAAGACUCCAGGUACAGAGAGACUCUGAACUCAUCUACCCAGGACAAGGUGUUGGAGGCAAAAGGUGGGCGAAAGUCUGGAACAAAUACCCUGGUCCUUUGGACCCCUGGUUCCUGACAUAAUCCAAACCCAGUGGUGGGUAUAAGUGCUGACAUAGGACCUUCAAACCUAUUUUUGAGGUUCCAAGGAGCAGAUUUUGGUAUGGAAGAGAGGAGGAAGUGAGAAGAUUUAAGAUAAAAAUUAUAAGCCUAUAGCCUUCACACUAGGGAGGCUAAAUGUAUUUUUAGUUUAAAAGCUUUAUGGUGAGAUAGUCAAAAGGGAAAUGUAACGUUGCAAUGAGUUCUAGGAAUAAGCCUUUGCUGUGGACAUGGUAGGGUUGGCCGGAGUCGAUCAGCCAUCAGCAAAUGCCAGUCCUGCCAGAGGUCUAGAGCACCGGGUUCGCAGUGAAGGCUGGGCAGAUGGAGAACACAGCAUCACAGAUGCUGGGCUGCCCUCUAAGAACGGGUGGGUCAGACUGGUUUGCAGACUCAAAAGAACUCAGUGGGCCACCAGGAAAAUUUUGAAGACCUCUGGAAUGGAUUAGACCUACUUGGCCGGGAGGAUAUACUUCCAGAUAGUCCCUUUGAGGAUCUUUUGUGAUUGACUCUCCCACAAGUCAGCCCGGUUGAACAUUGACAGGAUUCUGAAAUCAUGACCCGUCAUGUCUUGAUUGAACCAAAGUCAAACGGAGCAGAAAUUUAGUGUAAUUUAUACUCUUAGUGUAACUUACAAAGCAGCUGCUCUUUGGACGGAAAGAUCUUUAUGAAGCUAUUUGGGAUUCACAACUUCUUAUCUACUAUUUUUUAACAAUCUUUCUUAGAAUUAAUAUUCUUCAUUCAAGAAACGCCCACCGAAUGCAUCUGAUGUGAUUAGCCAUGUGCUAAUGCGGCCGGGCUUACUGUGGAGAAGUC